This is a messenger RNA of Toxotes jaculatrix (banded archerfish), 1692 nucleotides long. It is a transcript of the gene xkr7a, whose product is annotated as XK related 5-like. The coding region runs from base 1 to 1692 and encodes 563 amino acids. The transcript has 3 exons. Lineage: Eukaryota; Metazoa; Chordata; Actinopteri; Toxotidae. Gene Ontology annotation, biological process: engulfment of apoptotic cell; apoptotic process involved in development; phosphatidylserine exposure on apoptotic cell surface. Gene Ontology annotation, cellular component: plasma membrane. The record is from RefSeq and is a predicted model, not a curated record.
AUGGCCGCGAAAUCUGACGGUGCACCCGUCUCUCUACGAAACGAAAUCCCACCCGAGUGUCCUUCCAGGUCGGACCCGCGGCCUGCCCAGCGCCGUCCCGCCGAGCAGCGCUACUCUCUCCCGGACUGCUGCUGGACGCUGUGCGCCCUUUUGGUCUUCUUCUCGGACGGGGCCUCAGACCUGUGGCUGGCCGCGGACUACUACCUAAGGAGGGACUACUGGUGCUUUGCACUGACUCUGGUCUUUGUGAUAGUCCCGUCCGUGGUCGUGCAAGUGCUGAGCUUCCGAUGGUUCGCCUACGAUUUCUCGGAAACCGUCGAGAGCGGCACGGCUGCGGCCGCCGUGGUGGCGGCGUCGGGCGCGGAGCAGAGCGACUUCAGCACCAAGGACAGCGGCGAGCGGGGCGCUGGCUGUACUGCCGGGGCCGGGGUGCUGCCAGGGCCGGGCACCGCGGGAGGAGCCCGGGGCUGCUACAGAGCCUUCGUGUGGGUUUUCCAGGGCAUCAUUCACAUCUUACAGCUGGCACAGGUCUGGAGGUAUGUCCACGCCUUGUAUUUGGGCGUGCAGAGCCGCUGGCACGGGGACCCCGAGCGCCGUCACUACUACUGGCGCAUGAUGUUUGAGAGCGCUGAUAUCAGCAUGCUGCGUCUGCUCGAGUCCUUCCUGAAGAGCGCCCCUCAGCUGGUGCUGCAGCUCAGCAUCAUGAUCCAGGCCAGUCAGGUGCUGCCCCUUCAGGGGCUUUCAGCUUCUGCCUCACUCAUAUCCCUCGCCUGGAUGAUCUCCUCCUAUCAGAAAGUCCUGAGGGACUCCCGAGACGAUAAGCUACCCAUGACCUACAAGGCCGUCAUCGUUCAGAUUCUGUGGCACCUGUUCACCAUCGGGGCCCGCGCUCUGGCCUUCGCCCUGUUUGCCUCCGUGUUCCAGCUUUACUUCGGCAUCUUCAUCGUGGCGCACUGGUGCAUCAUGACGUUUUGGAUCAUUCAAGGCGAAACAGACUUCUGCAUGUCCAAAUGGGAGGAGAUCAUCUAUAACAUGAUGGUGGGCAUUGUGUAUGUCUUCUGCUGGUUCAGUGUGAGAGAGGGGCGCACCCGCUGCCGGAUGCUCAUCUACAGUCUGACUGUGUUUGCUGAGAACGUGGCUCUCACCACUGCCUGGUACCUGUACCGCGGCUCUCGUACCUCAGACUUCUACGCCGUCAUCAUGGUGUGUGUGGUGGCCAGCAGCUACGCUCUGGGCACCUUCUUCAUGUUUGUGUAUUACUGUCUGCUGCACCCUGACGGCCCAGUCUCAGGGUGGGGCUAUAUCGUGGAGAAGGAGGUGCCCGUGGAGUCGCUGGUCUCGCCAGCUUCCAGCCUCCCCCCUGACCUGGUGAGCAGCCCCCCCAGGACCCUUCAGAGAACUAAAGGGUCAGACAGAGAGCAGGGGCCUGGGGUGGAUGGAGAUGUGUUUCAGGUACGACCACCUCGGGGAGCUCAGGCCCCGGUGCCACACCUCACACCCAGGACAGAGGGGCCCGUCAUCCGAAUAGACCUGCCCAGGAAGAAGUACCCUGCCUGGGACGCUCACUUCAUCGACCGCCGGCUGCGUAAAACCAUCCUGGUGCUCGAAAGCGCUGCACCGGUCACGCCAAGGAUUCAGUACCGCUGUCUGGGCACACCCAAAGAAGUGAUGGAGUACGAGACCACCGUGUGA